AUGGCUGAAAUAGCUAAAAUUGAAAAUUCGAAAGAAAAUCAAGAUGUUUUAGCAACAGCUCAACUUGGCGAUAUGAUUGAAUUCAUACGAGGCACUUAUAGUCAUUGGGCAAUUUAUGUUGGAAAUGGUUGUGUAAUUCAUCGGUGGGGUGAUGACGAUGGCAUUGGUAAAUCAGUUGGUUUUUGGGGAAAUUUAUUAACAUUUUCGGGCACACAAUUUGAUAAAGCUACAAUACUUCAAUCGCCAGUAUCUGAUGUACUUAAAUUAGGUGGAAAAGCUCGAGUUAACAAUUAUCUUGACAAAAGCACCAAACCAUUACCUGUUGAAAUUAUACUCGAUAGAGCUCGUCGUGCUCUCAAUCAAGAAGGUUAUAAUUUAGUAUACAGUAAUUGUGAACAUUUUGCAACUGAAUGUCGUUAUGGCCAACCGAACAGUCGUCAAGUACAAGUUGCUGCAGGAGCUUCAGCUGCCGUUGGGAUACUUAUGGCAGCUACAAUGGUGUGUACAGCAUUGGUUUUAUCUGGUCCUGCAGAAAAAACUGAUGAAGAAAAGAAUUCGAAAGCAAUCCAAACUAAAAAAUAA
This is a messenger RNA of Rotaria socialis, 582 nucleotides long. The record is from the annotation of a GenBank genome assembly. Lineage: Eukaryota; Metazoa; Rotifera; Eurotatoria; Philodinida; Philodinidae.